AUCGCGUCGGCAUCGAUCCUGUUCAAUAACUUCGCUUUUCAACGGCAGCUCAGACCGCGGUGCAGCAUCAAUCAAGCAUUUUUCAGGCUCACCAGGGCUUACCACGCCGAUUUUAGAUACCCUAACUCCUCCCGAUAUCUACAUCUGGGAAGAUCUUGCCACCCGGCAACUGACGCGCCUCUGUUUGUUGCCUUUUGAACAAUUCUUCUCGUAGUUGCCUUCGGCAUCCCCCCCAAAAAAAAACCCCAGCCUCCCCGAACCUCGUGGCUGAUAUUUCGCAUUUCUUCUCCUCCUUAUCAUCCCAGCAGGACAAAGCCCACGACAUUUGUUCACACCAGACCGAGCGACGCGAAUUCCUCAAAUGCGACGGGCAGGCGUUUUAUGAGACGCUGGUCUACUCCACCUAGAGGCGGCUAUCUCCAAGCAGUCAUGGCAUUCAGCUUUGGCAAUGCGUCCAGCGCCCUGACGGGCGCAACCCAAGGAGCCGGAUCGGCAGCGGCGGGGGGAGCUGCAGGCUCGACGACACAAGGGCCCGAUCUCGAGCUUAUCCAAACAGAAAACCUGGGCUUUCUCUCGCUCGCGGGCGAUGCCAGAGUCCAGCUGACGGCCAAAUGGGCCGAUCAGCCCGCGCCGACCGCGUCGCUGAUAAGCAUCGCCUCGAGGAAGGGCCUCGUGGCUGCCGCCGGUCCAGAUGCUGUCCAUAUUGCGACGACAGAAUCCGUACGGAAGGCGUUUGAGGCGGCCAAGGUUGGCGACAGCGAGGUGCGGCCGUUCGAGCCGCAGGCAAAACUCUCGCUGCCAAUGAGGAUAUCACAACUCGCAUUCACAUGCGAUGAGCAAUACCUCAUCAUAUCUGCCGAAUCGGGUGGCGGGCUGGCGGUAUACGAUGUCCAGUCUGUAUCACAAGGAUCGACCCAGCCGGCGAUGGAGAUCUCUACUAGCGGCGAGUCUCUGCGCACGCUUCUUCCGAACCCAAAUCCAGACAUGGCCGAGCUUGUACUGGCUGUUACAAAUAACGGCAACUUGCUCGUGGCGAAUCUGAAGCAACGGGGCUUGGCAUCGGGCCCUAACGGUCCUGUGAUGAAGGCGGGCGUAUCGAGUGCAGCUUGGAGUACCAAAGGCAAACAGCUUGUGGCAGGUCUUGCCGAUGGAACGCUCGAACAGUUGACCCCAGACGGGAUCAGCAAGGCAAACAUACCAAAACCGGGCGGUCUUGAUAAUCAUCAUGUUGCUUCCGUUGCAUGGCUGGAAAAUAAUGUGUUUCUCGUCGUUCACAACGUGACAAACGGAGAUGGGCCGUCAACUUACCAUAUUAUUACAAGGCACCAGGAGAAGGGAAGUCCGGCGAGUUACGUUUUUCAAAAGCUAACGGACCCGGUUGAACCUUUCGGGUCCGAUAAGAAGCCUCACCACACAGUAUUGAGACUCAAGGACUUCCCGCCUGACCUCCAAGACGUCCUCCUCGUCUCGUCCACCUGUAGAGAGGCUAUCGGGCUCUUGACGAGAUCAAAAGCUCCACUCACCUCCACUGUUCCUGCCGACAAGAUCACCAACGUCUUCACUACAACAGAGUUUGCUGAUGACACGAAACGGGCAGAGUUGCCGAUGGGCGAAGACUAUAUGGACACUUUCCCCAUUGGUAUGGCUCUUGAUCUAUCCAGCAAGGACAAGGUAUACAAGCCCAUCCCAACAGACGAGAUGGAUGAGUCUCCAGGACCCCUUCCCGGUCUGUGGGCUUUGAACAACGAGGGUGUCCUGUCAGUUUGGUGGAUUGUCUACAACGAAUCUAUCCGACAGGGCACUACAUACCCUGGUAUGGCAGCGGCUCAAAGUACGAAUGGUGCUGCUGCCCCCGCUGCCACUCCCGCCCCCGCGACCACAUCCGCCUUUGGGGCAUCAACUCCGGGUCCUAGCUUCGGAGGUUCCUCUGCGCUCGGCGCAAAGCCAUCUCCAUGGGGCUCAUCUUCAGCUGCCACUCCUUCUGCCGCCCCGGCAUUCGGUAAGACUGCAUUUGGAAGCGCGGGGGGAGACAGUGGAAAGUCCGCAUUUGGAUCACCGGCAUUUGGGUCUACAUCAGCCCUUGGAAGCAGUUCAACCACUUCUGCAUUUGGCUCUACUUCAACGCUUGGCAGCUCUUCCGCCACUCCUGCAUUUGGCUCCACGUCAACGCUUGGAGGCGCAUCUGUCUCGCCUGCGUUCGGACAGUCUUCGGCACUCGGUGGUGGUAUGGGGGCCAAGUCGUCCCCAUGGGCUACCGGAGGCACCUCGGCGGCAACACCUGCCUUUGGACAGACGGGGCUUGGCUCCACUCCGUCUGGCGGAACUGGUAAGAUCUUUGGCGGUGGAGCUUCUUCUACUCCAGCCAGUGGCAGUGGGUUCUCAGCAUUUGCCAAUAAGGGUGGCUUUGGCUCACUUGCCAGUGGCGGCGGUGAUAAUAACAGCGGUAGCAUCUUUGGAGCUGGAAAACCAUCAGGUUCUUUCGCUUCCACCUCACAAGACACGGGCAUGAACCAAUCUACCUCCUUCCCUCCUCCAGCCUCUAAGACGAGCUCGACGCCAUUUGGAUCAUCGCCCUUUGUGUUGGGCACAACCUUCAAGGCAGACCCCAAGACGGCCAAUGACAACGAAAAGCCGGCUACCUCGGGUGGUGGCUCCUCAUUGUUUGGCUCAGGAUUCGGUCUCACGCUUGGAGACACAGCCAAGACACCGGCCACAGAGGAGAGCAAAGAUGCCGAUAUGGAAGCCGAAACCCCAGCAGCAGUCACCCCAGCAGCCGUGGAGAAGCCCACCAGCAUAUUCUCGUCUACCCCCAAUUCAUCAGUGUUUGGUGCUCCGACCAUAUCUGGAGCUCAGGGUGACAAACCCAACCCAUUUGGGGCACCGUCCGAGCAGGCAAAGCCCUCUCCCCCCGCGGCAGCUGACAAGCCCAACCCAUUCGCUGGUUCCAGUAACAAAACUGGCUUGUUUGGUUCUGGGACGACGUCACUCUUUGGGUCUAAGAAACCCGACGAGGCGCCAAAAUCGAUAUUCGCCAAGCCCGAUGCCACCCCAGCUUCAGAGAAGAAGAACCCAUUCGGAACUUUUGGACAAUCAACAACCCCAAGCUCUUCGCCGGCGCCUAGCAAGAUUUUCGGUAAUCCAACAUCCACAGGAAGCAUUUUUGGCAACAAGCCAGCUCCAGGAGGCACAAGCAGUAUCUUUGGUGCCCCAACGCAAACCUCUUCAAUAUUUUCCUCAGCCAAGAAAACCGAUGCGGCACCGUCAACACCGGAUAAGAAAGCUGCCGAGACCAGCCUGCCAUUACCACCGGAAUCAACCAAAUCCUCAAACAGCGAGAUAUCAGCGACACCUGAUGAUGCACCGCUACCGCCAGACCCGGUCAAGGAGAAAUCCAAGUACAAUAUGGCAGAUCUCAAAUUACCCCCGGGCGUUGUGUCUACGGACGACAAGCCAAAGCCAUCGACCUCAAGCGGUACAUUGCCCAAGUUCUCUUUCAAGGAUGAGGGAGCGACAGAGCAACCCGUCCCAAGCAGUGACGAAGAAGAUGAGCUCUCAGAAGAAGAAGACGAAGAACAGGAAGGUGAUGAAGAUGAUCAAGGAUCUGCUCCCGAUAGCGAAGGCAGUGGUGUCGAUGUGACCAAGGACCUUAGUCCACCAGGCUACACUCCGCAGAGCUCAUUCGGUGGCGCCGGAGGUGGGAUUUUCUCACACACACCGGCCGACGAACCACGGCCAGGAUCGCGCCUCUUGUUUGGCGAGAUGAGCCGCAACGCUCCCCUCUUCCCACAGCCCUUAGCCACGAGCCCCAGGUCACCGAGUCCAGUCCGCGGUGCUGUACCACCUAGAGUCAUGAGAUCCGACUCUGUUCGGUCGGUUAGUGCGCCUGGCGCCGGUAUGGCAUCAUCCAUGGCAUCAUCAAUCUUGGGGAGGAGCAAGGGCAACUUUGGGAUUAGUGGCAUGGCGCGCCAACAUCCUGGUCGUCACACGCCAGACCCGAAUGUGGAGGAGCAGCGGAGAUCACAGGCGAGGAGAGAGGCGGAUGAAGCACAAGUCCUGCACGAUCAGGAGGACGGCUGGAAGCAAGAUCUGUUGAACGCUCCACCACAGCCGACGCUCGAGCUUGCAGAGUUCACGCCAAACAUUGGCAGUGCUCCGGAGGCUGGUAGGACGGUUCCCGCCCAAGCAGAAGCCAUGUACCGUGAUAUCAACCGCAUGGUGGACACGCUUGGUUUGAAUGCUCGCCACCUCAAGGAAUACAUCCUUGGUCAUAUGGGCAAGCUUCGAGCUCCGGGAACGCCGCCCAAGACCAGCGAAGACUUGGAGAUUCCAGACGACUGGAUCCUUUGCGAUGCCGAAAACGUUGGGACUGUAUUGGACCAGGAGUUGCGUGUGGAGCUCGAGGAUGGCCGGGUUAAGAAUACGGACGAAGUCCUCGAGGCCUGCCAAGAGUUGAGCAGGGGACUGGCCCGGCUGCGAAUCAAGGAGAUGGAUAUUAAGAAAACCAUCAUGUCUCGCAUAGACCCCAGCCAGGCCGAUGCUUUGCGAUCUCUUCCGCUCAGUGCCGAACAGGCAGCACAGCAAGCCGAUCUUAGGAAGCAAUUUACAAGCUUCUCCAAGCUUCUGGCUGAGGCCGAAGAAUCGCUGACUAUGCUACGCGCCAAGAUGGCAACGGCUGGCGGUCUCGACGGCCGGAGGAAUGGAUCGGUCGGGGGGGCCGGUUCGGGCGCCAAUGGAGUGCCGACGGUCGAUGCUGUCCUGCGUACCAUCAUGAAAAUGACGAGCAUGGCUGAGAAGCGCAGCGGCGAUGUGGACGUGCUGGAGAAUCAGUUGCGUAAACUCCGCCUGCAGCAAGGACUCGGCGGCACUGCCAACGGCAGCCGGGAGAACUCACCCUUCUCGACCCCGCAGAAACACCAGCAUCGUCUUUCGCGGUCCGUCUUCAGCCCGGGGGCGUCUUCCCUCAUGGGCGCAUCUAUGGCGCUGACGUCGUCAGUGGCCUCGUACAAUGGCAGCCCCGCCCGGUCAGUGACCAACUCUCCCCGCAAGAAGCUCAGCGGCUACAGCGACGAUGACAAGAAGCACAUCCGCGCCCGUCUGGGAAAGCGUUCGGCGGCGAUCACCAAGCUGCGGGAUAGCGUGGAGAAGGCCGGGCCAAACGUCUGGCGUAUGACCGAUGAAGAUUAGCAGACUAGACCUGUGCCGAUUAUUUUGGUCGAUCAACCUUCACCAUUUGGAUCGCUUCGAUUGCUGCGUACUUGGAGCUGGGAGAAUGGCGCCUGAGCCAUCAUCUCACAUGGGACCGGAUGAUUCUAAGGGGUAGCCAGUGCAACCAAGCACCGGGGGUUUUACUUUUGGUUUUAUUUUUUAUUUUUUUUGGGGAGGAUAUUAUGCUUUGAAAGGUGUAUGUAGGUGAUGUGUCGGGGUCUGCAUUUUCUACCACCACUUUCUAAAACAGAGGUCGCAAGACUAUUAAUGAGCGGCCCCUGUAAUGAUGACGAGAAUGGGAUCAGUCAAAUGGUUGUAUGGUUUCUCGGCCAGUCCCUCCUCGUGUAUCAUAUCAGUAUCCGGUACAGCGCGGGAUUGGCCUCAUGGAGCAGGAUCAACAUUAGUUAAGAUUAGUCCCGUACUAGAUAGACCUAGUUUAGCAAAAUAUUGCGUUGAGAGCAGAACAAAAU
This is a messenger RNA of Pyricularia oryzae 70-15, 5675 nucleotides long. RefSeq lists its product as uncharacterized. The coding region runs from base 382 to 5184 and encodes 1600 amino acids. NCBI's taxonomy places the organism in Eukaryota, Fungi, Ascomycota, Sordariomycetes, Magnaporthales, Pyriculariaceae. Gene Ontology annotation, biological process: RNA export from nucleus; protein import into nucleus. Gene Ontology annotation, cellular component: nuclear pore. Gene Ontology annotation, molecular function: structural constituent of nuclear pore; protein binding. The transcript is spliced from 3 exons. The record is from RefSeq and is a predicted model, not a curated record.